AUGAAAUUGAGUACUAGUGUCUUGCUAUCCUUGCUGGCUGUGUCGCCACUAGCCCAAGCUAUGCUUCCAAUCCAUGUUAAACAAUUCCGUUUCAUUAAACCAAGUUCUGCUGAUAAUGAUGCUUCUUCAAAUGAAGUAUUCUAUGUUAAGGGUAUCGAUUACCAACCAGGUGGUUCUUCCGGUUACGAUCCAGAUGGUGAUUCCGAUGUUCUUUCCGACGCUGAGAAAUGUGCAAGAGAUGCUUAUGUCUUCCAACAAUUAGGUAUCAAUACUGUAAGAAUCUAUUCCUUAAAUCCUGAUUUGAAUCAUGAUAAAUGUAUGACUAUUUUAAAUAAUGCAGGUAUCUACGUAAUCUUAGAUGUUAAUAGUGGUAACUAUGGUGAAAACUUGGAUCGUUCCAAUCCUUGGGGUACUUAUAAUUCUCAAUACAUCGGUAGAGUCUUUAGAUUCAUCGAUGCCUUUAAGAAUUAUCCUAAUGUUCUAGGUUUCUUCUCAGGUAAUGAAGUUAUUAAUGAUCAAAAAGAUUACGCUAACAUUGAUCCUCCAUACAUUCGUGCUGUUCAAAGAGAUAUGAAACAAUAUAUCGCUAAACAUUCCAAUAGAACUAUUCCAGUUGGUUAUUCCGCUGCUAAUACUGUGGAUUUGAGAUUAGCUACUUAUCGUUACUUACAAUGUAAUUCCCUUGACGGUACAACCACAAACAAAGCCCUAGAUGAAUCCAGAUCGGAUUUCUUUGGUUUAAACACUUAUGAAUGGUGUUCUGGUACCUCUGAUUGGGAAAGUUCAGGUUAUGACGUUCUAAACUCAACAUUUAGUGACACUGUGAUUCCAUUAAUUUUCUCCGAAUAUGGUUGUAAUAAAAACCUUCCAAGAACUUUCGACGAAGUCACUGAUGGUCUAUAUCCAUCCAGUGGUCUAGGUAACUUGUUCUCUGGUGGGUUAGUCUAUGAAUAUGCUGAAGAAGCUAACAACUAUGGCUUAGUAGAUAUGGAUGAUUCUGAUGGUUCGAUCACUUAUAAAGACGAUUUCGAUAACUUCAAAUCUGCUAUCUCUAAAUUAAAAGAUUCUGUGGUUUACGAAAGUGACUUAGGUGACUCUAGUCUAUAUAGAUGUAAUUCUAGUGCAAUCACUUCCGCUUACAAGGACUUUGGUGUUAGUAAUUUCACUAUUCCAGAUCAACCAGAUGAUAUUGCCACCAUGAUCAAAUACGGUGUUAAUGGUACUAACGUUGGUAAAAUUUUAACCAAUUAUACUGCUCCAACAACCUUUGAUUAUACAAUUAAGGACAGUGACAACAACACUGUUGAUGCUACUAUCACUUAUGACUCAAGUAAUUUGUUAAACGCUUUGAAAGUUUCUUCUACAUCUGAAUCGUCCGCAACAGCUACAAGUUCAAGCUCAAGCUCAAGCUCCCAGACUUCUAGCGCAUCUAGUUCCAAAUCUUCCUCUAAGAGCAAAGGUGAUGCCGCCCACAUUGCCGGUCCAUUCACUCAAUCCGGUAUCUUUGCUGUUUUAUUAUCUGUUUUAUUGUAA
This is a messenger RNA of Maudiozyma saulgeensis, 1533 nucleotides long. The record is from the annotation of a GenBank genome assembly. NCBI's taxonomy places the organism in Eukaryota, Fungi, Ascomycota, Saccharomycetes, Saccharomycetales, Saccharomycetaceae.